UUAUCCGAGCUCUCCACAGUCAUCGCUCCUCAGCUCAGCUGACCAAUCCCUCAGGUCAGCUCAGCUCGCUCCUCCAUGGCCACCACCGUGGCUCCACCGGCGUCCCCGCCUCCCACCUCCACCACCAUACGCUCCCUCACCGCGGCCGGAAACCACGCCGCCGCCCUCCGCGCGCUCUCCUCCCUCGCAUCCUCCGCCUCCAUCGACCACUUCGCGCUCCCACCAGCCAUCAAGUCCGCAGCGGCGCUCCGUGACGCCCGCGCCGCGCGCACCCUCCACGCAGCAUCCCUACGCCGCAACCUCCUCCACCAACCCACCCCGGCCGUCGCCAACGCGCUCCUCACCGCCUACGCGCGCUGCGGGGACCUCGCCGCGGCGCUGGCGCUCUUCGACGCCACGCCCCCCGAGCUCCGCGACGCCGUCUCAUACAACUCCCUCAUCUCCGCGCUCUGCCUCUUCCGCCGCUGGGCCCACGCGCUCGACGCGCUCCGCGCCAUGCUCGCCGAGCCCCGCCACGCCGUCAGCUCCUUCACGCUCGUCAGCGUGCUCCUCGCCUGCUCCCACCUCGCCGACGCCGACCACCGCCUCGGCCGCGAGGCCCACGCCUUCGCGCUCAAACACGGGUUCCUCGACCACGGCCGCGAGCGGUUCCCCUUCAACGCGCUGCUCUCCAUGUACGCGCGCCUCGGCCUCGUCGACCACGCGCAGACGCUCUUCCGCACCGCCGCGCCCGACGACGUCGUCACCUGGAACUCCAUGGUCAGCCUGCUCGUCCAGGGCGGCCGCUGCGGCGAGGCUGUGGACGUGCUCUACGACAUGGUGGCGGCCGGCGUGCGCCCGGACGGCGUCACGUUCGCGAGCGCGCUCCCGGCGUGCUCGCGGCUGCAGAUGCUCUCGCUCGGCAGGGAGGUGCACGCCGUCGUCCUCAAGGACGGGGACCUCGCCGCCAACUCGUUCGUGGCCAGCGCGCUGGUGGACAUGUACGCCGGCAACGAGCAGGUGGGGAACGCGCGCAGGGUGUUCGACAUGGUGCCGGAGCCGGGCCGGCAGCUGGGGAUGUGGAACGCCAUGAUCUGCGGCUACGCGCAGGCCGGCAUGGACGAGGACGCCCUCCAGCUCUUCGCAAGGAUGGAGGCGGAGGCCGGCUGCGCACCCAGCGAGACCACCAUGGCUGGCGUGCUGCCCGCGUGCGCGCGCUCCGAGGCGUUCGCCGGCAAGGAGGGCGUGCACGGGUACGUGGUGAAGCGCGGCAUGGCGGGCAAUCGGUUCGUGCAGAACGCGCUCAUGGACAUGUACGCGCGCCUCGGCAAGAUGGACGUGGCGCGCAGGAUCUUCGACAUGGUCGACCUCCCCGACGUCGUCUCCUGGAACACCCUCAUCACCGGCUGUGUCGUGCAGGGCCUCAUCACCGAGGCGUUUCAGCUUGUGACGGAGAUGCAGCUGCCAUCGAUGGAAGCAGAAGAAGACGUCGACGGACAGAGGUGCAUGCCGAACAACAUCACCCUGAUGACGCUCCUCCCGGGCUGCGCGGUCCUGGCGGCGCCGGCGAGGGGGAAGGAGAUCCACGGGUACGCGGUGAGGCACGCGCUGGAAUCAGACAUCGCCGUGGGCAGUGCGCUGGUGGACAUGUACGCCAAGUGCGGCUGCCUGGACUUGUCGAGGGCGGUGUUCGACCGGCUGCCGAGCAGGAACGUCAUCACCUGGAACGUCCUCAUCAUGGCCUACGGGAUGCACGGGCUCGGCGACGAGGCGGUGGCGCUCUUCGACCGGAUGGCUGUGAGCGGCGAGGCGACACCCAACGAGGUCACCUUCAUCGCCGUCCUAGCCGCCUGCAGCCACUCCGGCAUGGUUGACCGUGGCCUGGAGCUGUUCCACGGCAUGAAGAGGGACCACGGCGUCGAGCCCACGCCGGACCUCCACGCCUGUGUCGUCGACGUCCUCGGGCGGGCCGGACGCCUCGACGAGGCCUACGGCAUCAUCAGCUCCAUGGAGCCGGGGCAACAUCAGGUCUCGGCGUGGAGCAGCAUGCUCGGCGCGUGCCGGCUGCACCGGAACGUGCCGCUCGGGGAGAUCGCCGCCGAGCGGCUGUUCGAGCUGGAGCCCGACGAGGCGAGCCACUACGUGCUCCUCUGCAACAUCUACUCCGCCGCCGGGAUGUGGGAGAAGUCGGUGGCGGUGCGCGGCAGGAUGCGGCAGCGGGGCGUCGCCAAGGAGCCCGGCUGCAGCUGGAUCGAGCUCGACGGUGCGAUCCACCGGUUCAUGGCCGGCGAGUCCUCCCAUCCGGCCAGCGCCGAGGUGCACGCGCACAUGGACGCGCUCUGGGAGCGGAUGCGUCGGGAGGGGUACGUGCCGGACACGUCGUGCGUGCUCCACGACGUCGACGAGGCCGAGAAGGCGGCCAUGCUCCGGUACCACAGCGAGAAGCUCGCCAUCGCCUUCGGGCUGCUCAGGGCCCCCGCCGGCGCCACCAUCAGGGUGGCCAAGAACCUGAGGGUGUGCAACGACUGCCAUGAGGCCGCCAAGUUCAUGUCCAGGAUGGUUGGGCGGGAGAUCGUGCUGAGGGACGUGAGGAGGUUCCACCAUUUCCGUGAUGGCAAUUGCUCAUGUGGGGACUAUUGGUAGCUUAGACAUCCGCGUCACAUAUUCACUCAUAUUGGCUUUCUGAAAUUGCUACUCCGUAUAAAUAUUCUUCUGUGAAUAACUCAGUAUGACUAGAGGUUUUGUGAAUUUCAAAACAAAGAAAUGAACUUCAAAUUUGGAUC
This is a messenger RNA of Lolium perenne, 2762 nucleotides long. Its product is annotated as pentatricopeptide repeat-containing protein At3g57430, chloroplastic. Gene Ontology annotation, molecular function: protein binding; RNA binding; zinc ion binding. Gene Ontology annotation, biological process: RNA modification. The record is from RefSeq and is a predicted model, not a curated record. Lineage: Eukaryota; Viridiplantae; Streptophyta; Magnoliopsida; Poales; Poaceae.